Molecule: messenger RNA, 2706 nt
Organism: Rhincodon typus (whale shark)
Lineage: Eukaryota; Metazoa; Chordata; Chondrichthyes; Orectolobiformes; Rhincodontidae
Product: F-box DNA helicase 1-like
Exons: 3
Coding region: 194-583 (129 amino acids)
Source: RefSeq, a predicted model, not a curated record
AAAAGCAUAACCGUUGGUGUCAGCUGUCACGGCCAAACCCUUCACAGAACAAUCUGAGGUUGAAGCUUUUUCCCUCUGUUUCUCUCUCUGUUAAUUCAUGAUAACAGUAAGCUGCAAUGUUAAUAUUCUGAUCUUAAACAUCCACCCUACUGCUCUCUACCAGGACCUAAAACAGCCAUGUUCUUUACAGUAGAUGGCCAUCAUUGAUUUUCUUCUCUUUUUGUCAAAAAGGCUUGAUAUAUGCAACGUAAAACUGUCUCCAGAGCAGCAGCAAAUACUGAGCCAGGAGUGCGGUCCAGGACAUGUGAUUGAAAUAAGAGGAUUUGCAGGUACAGGUAAAACUACUACACUGAUUGAAUAUGCAUGGAGGAGACCUCACCUACGAUUUUUGUACAUCAUUUCCGCCAAGCCUGUUCCAGGGGAGACUAACCGCAUUUUCCCUCCAAAUGUGGAAUGUACAACCAUGCAUGCACUGGCCUAUCAGUGUAUAGGCUACAAGGUACAGUCCUUCAUAACCAGUUCCUUACAAACACUGCAAUCCACGUUUAUGACAGCUUCAGCAACAUUUCUGGGUAAAUCUUAGUACAUCUCAGCUAUUGGAGUUUUGUAAAGAAAGGCCAACAAAAGUAGCAAGGAGUUUUCAUUAAGUUUGUGACUUAAAGGAGCAAGGAAAUUAGCUUGGAGCCUUAGCCAAUGCUGAUCCAGUGCAGACAAUUGCUGUGACUGCUGUACUAACCACUCUAACUGCUUAAAUAGCAACCAUGACCAAGUUUGAAACCGAUUGAAACACAAUGACGCGGAAAUUGGCAGAAUGUUGUUAGUGAAGAGAAUGGUCUCAGGCUACAGUCUGAUAUUGAUCAGCUAGUAAAUUGGGCGGAUCAAUGGCAGAUGGAGUUUAAUCCCGACAAGUGCUAGGUGAUAUGUUUUGGGAGGUCUAAUAAGGGAAGGACAUAAAGAAUGGAUGCCUAGGGAGUACUGAGGAACAAAGAGACCUUGAUAUACAAGUCCAUAGAUGCCUGUAGGUGUCAGCAUAGGUCAACAGAGUGGUGGAGAAGGCAUACAGGAUAUUUACCUUCAUUAGCUGGGGUGUAGAAGAUAGGAGCACGGAAGUCUUGUUACAACUUUAUAAAACAUUGGUUAGGCAACAGAUGGAAUACUGUGUGUAGUUCUAGUUGCCAUGGUAAUGGAAGAAUGUGACUGAACUGGAGAGGGUGCAGAGGAGAUCCACCAGGAUGCUCCCUGGGAUGAAAAGUUCUCGGAUAUGAGGAGAUACUAGAUAAGCUGGGUUUAUUUUUCUUGGAGCAGAGGAAGCUGACGGGCGAUUUGAUUGAGGUACAAUCAAUUAUAAGAGAUCUAGACAUAAUAUAUUGUGAGAAUCUCUUCCCCAUGGCAGAUAUGUCUAAGACCAGAGGACAUUAGGUGAGGAGCAACAGUUUUAGAGGAGAUAUGAGAAUGAAUUGUUUUCACCCAGAGGGUAGUAGAAAUGUGGAACGGGUUGCUUGAGAGGAUGGUGGAGGCAUGAACUCUUGCAACAUUUAAGAAGCAUCUGGAGGACUUAAAAUGCCAGGGAUUAGUAGGCUAUAGACCAAGUUCAGGUAAAUAGGAUUAUUGUAGUUUGGUGUUUGUUGGUCGACAUAGACAUGGUGGGCCGAGGGACCAGUUUCUAUGCUAUAUGGCUCUAUAGAGAAUAGGAGCAGGAAUUGGCCGUUCACCCCAUUGAGCCUACUGUGCCAUUCAAAACAAUCAAGACUGAUCAUCCAACUUCAUUUUACUUCUGCCCCAUACCUUUAGCUGAAGAACUAUAUCUGACUCCUUCUUGAAAGCGUUCAAUAUUUUUGCCUCAGCUACUUUCUGGGGCAGAGGAUUCCGCAGUCUCACCACUCUCUGGGUGAAAAAAUUUCUCCUCAUCUCAGUCCUAAAAUGCCUACCCCGUAUCCUCAGACUGUGGUCCCUAUUUCUGGACUCCCUGGUGUCAGAAACAUCCUGACUUUACCCUGUCUCGGCCUGUUAGAGUUUCAUAGGUUUCUAUGCGAUUCCCCCUCAUUCUUCUGAACUUCAGGGACUAUAAAAUGCUUUGGGAUGAACUGAGGAGCUAUAUAAAUGCACGUCUUUUCUCCUUGCCUUUCUUGCUAAUAAUUUUAUGACACCAAUAGAUGGGAGAUUAUUUUCAGAGAUUUUUUUACCCCCUUCCAUAUUCAACACCCUCCAGUAGCCAUUCCUGUUUGUCAGCAGCCAACAAUGUGCAAACCAGUUCCCUACCAUUGAAACAUGAUGACAAAGAAACAAACUUUUCACUGAAAGUGUGAUCAGAAAUUGCAGCCAACACCCUGAAGUAUUGGUCAUGAAAGAAGCAUGACAGAUUUUAAUGAACGUUUUAUUGAACCAGGUAAAUGGAAGUGAUAUUCUGAGUUUGUACAAUGUGACGGUGGGUUUGGAUGUCACAUCUUAGUCUCAUGUUUAACUCAAUGAGCAGUGGAAAACUCUUGGCUGGGACUGUAGAGUCCCAAGUAAUGUUUCAAUCCAAUUUGUGAGAACAACUCUGGUCAUAACUGUCCAAUAUAACCAACAGGAACAUAGUGUCAAUUCAUCUGUUUUUGUAGCAGUCAAUGUGCAGACCCAUGACAGUGAAAGAACAGGAAUAAUUUCUAAGUCAGGAUGGUGAGUGGCUUGGAGGAGAACUUGCUUGGAGGUGUUCCCAUGUAUCUG